Molecule: messenger RNA, 1591 nt
Organism: Ipomoea nil (Japanese morning glory)
Lineage: Eukaryota; Viridiplantae; Streptophyta; Magnoliopsida; Solanales; Convolvulaceae
Exons: 2
Coding region: 49-1362 (437 amino acids)
Biological process (GO): negative gravitropism; response to red or far red light
Source: RefSeq, a predicted model, not a curated record
ACUCAUGCAGAAAGUAAAUUUGGUUCAACAACUACACUCAAUGAUGAGAUGGAUGCAGUUAUGCAGUCCAGCAUUUCCCAGAACAAGAGCAAAUUGAGGCGCGCUUUCUCUAAAGUUUUUCACAUUCAGUUUGUCAUAGGAGCUGGCCAGGAGGGGAAACACAAGUCUAAUAAGUCCCAUGAAAAAAAGGAGAAGAAUGGUGAUUUUAAUGCGCAGUUCAAACGUUUGGAUGAUGCAGAUGAGAAGCUGAGGCUAAUUGCAGCAGAAGCUUUUCUUGCCAGAGUGUUUGCUAGCGUGUCAAGUGUUAAGGCGGCGUAUGCACAGUUGCAGUUUUCUCAGUCUCCUUAUGACCCCGAUGGGAUUUGCGCUGCAGAUAAGAUGGUGGUGUCCGAGUUGAAAAUCUUGUCGGAGUUAAAACAGUGCUACUUUAAGAAACAGAUUGAUGAUGAGUGUUCUCCCCAGACCACUCUUCUUUUGGCUGAAAUUCAAGAGCACAAGUGCAGUCUCAGAACUUAUGAUAUCAUGGGGAAGAAGCUGUGUUCUCAGGUUAAGCUAAAGGACUCAGAAAUUGCAUUUCUGAGGGAGAAAUUGGUGGAAAUCGAUACAGAGAAAAGGGUGUUGGAGAAGAGACUGAAUUCAAUAUCUGUUCCCUCAGAAUUAUUAAGUCUCAGCUUUUUCAUUACAUAUCUUCUGCAGACAGUGGAAUCGAUUCAGAGUUUUACUCGGGUGCUUUGCGGGGAGAUGGAAUCUGCAGGGUGGGAUUUAGAUGCUGCUGCGAGAUCAAUUCAACCGGGGGUAGUGUUCUGGAAAGCAAACCACAAACGUUAUGCAUUUGAAUCGUUUGUUUGCGGUGUGAUGUUUGAUGGUUUCAAUUACCAAAACUUGUCAGUUUCUUCAAGUGAGCAGAAGAAACAGCAGGAGAGGCUAUUUUUUGACAGAUUCAUGGAACAGAAAUCUGAUUAUCUCGCCUGGAAACCAAAAUCAACAUUCGCGACAUUCUGCUGCAACAAAUACUUGAGGCUCAUUCAUCCCCGGAUGGAAGAAUCCCUUUUCGGAAACCUGGACCAGAGGGCCAGGGUGAAAUCAGGCAAAUACCCCCCAGAGACAGCUUUCUUUACAGCGUUUUCUGAAAUGGCAAACCGUGUUUGGCUUCUGCAUUGCCUGGCCUUUUCUUUCGACCCCGAGGAGGCAUUAUCAAUCUUCCAGGUUAGCAGAAAAACGCGGUUUUCUGAGAUCUUCAUGGAGACAGUGAAUGAAGAAGCAUUCUUGUUAUCAGAAACAGAACCCCGGGUAGCUUUCACUGUAGUUCCAGGUUUCAGGAUAGGUAAAACUGUUGUUCAAUGUCAAGUAUAUCUGUGUUGACAAAAAAACAAUCUGUUUUAGUCAUUGAAUUGAUUGCCAAUCAAACAUCUACAACUUUUGUGAGGUGUUCUUGAGUGAUAUGAUGUCCAAGAUUCUUAGCUAGUAUAGGGGUGUGGGGGUAUUAUAUUCUUAGCUGUACAUUACAUGAUUCAUUUGCAUGCAGCAAUAUGUUCAUUAUGUGUACGUGUGAUAUUGGAAUGAGUUGUAUAUGAAACUUUCAGUUUGUGUU